Molecule: messenger RNA, 31557 nt
Organism: Dunckerocampus dactyliophorus (ringed pipefish)
Lineage: Eukaryota; Metazoa; Chordata; Actinopteri; Syngnathiformes; Syngnathidae
Product: rho GTPase-activating protein 12-like
Exons: 17
Coding region: 28767-30800 (677 amino acids)
Biological process (GO): regulation of GTPase activity; signal transduction
Cellular component (GO): cytoplasm
Molecular function (GO): protein binding
Source: RefSeq, a predicted model, not a curated record
AUAAAAAGUUUCAUUUAAAAAUUCAAUUUUGUGUUCAGUUCAUCUAAAUUUGUUUGAUUUUGAUUUUGUUUGACGAGUGACGUUAGCAGCAUGAGCAACGCUAGUCAAUCAAUCCAAGACUGUAGCUUGUUGCUGUCGUGGGAAUCUUUUCAUUGUGGUAACCUCUACAAAGGUCCAACACACUCUCUUCCUUGAUGCUGGAAUACUUCUGAUUUCUGUUUUUCUCCGUAAUGGUAAUUGUCUAGCUUAUUUUCAAACGUACAAGUUUGUUGAUCCCGAGAAGAGACCAGUCAAACGCACUUUUCUGUAUUUUCAAUUUUUUAGUGAUGAAAUUGACUGGAAGAUGUCACAAAGUACAGUGCUGGACCUCUGCCCAUCAAGGAAGACACAAUAAAGUCUCGAACUAGGAACUGCCUACAUUGUUACAUUGUGGCGGUACCCUUUCCUGAGUGGAUCAGUAGAGUAUGGCUAUGUGUCUGCAUCUAACUGGCUCCAGUUUGUGUCAAUCAAGGGUGUGGGUGUGUGCUUUCUACGUGUGCAAGCUGAAGCAGGCUUGAUAAAGUUGCCAGGCAACCUGUCUGUGAAAAAUUCAAGUAACUAAAUUUGUUUGAUUUUCUCACCACUGUACUUGUGUCAGGUGAUCAUAAUUGCUAUGCUGUGUUGAUUUAAUCGACGCAAUUAUGCUUGUUAUGAUUUUAUUGAAAAAAAAACAGAUUCUUGUUUUGUUGCUUUUCAGUUUGCAUCUGCUUGACUGAUGUAAAAAAAAAAAACUACAUAAAGGGUUUACAUGUCACCGAGCUGCUGUUGCACACCGAGCAUUGGCUUGUAAAAUAAAAAGAUUAUUGUAGUUCUUAUGUGAAUAUGCACCAUUUCAGGCAGUGUUUGUAUAACCAACAAGGCAUCCCUUUUUUAAACGAGGUCGGCAAAGCUCAGAAUAAUAGAUAGUCUGUGUAGUGAUUAUGGUGGAUCAUCCUGUGUAAACCGUUACUGUGCGCUGGUUCUUUGAUUUGACACAAAGUGUGUGUGUGCGCGUGGGUGUGUGGGGGGCUGCAGGCACAGUUCUUCACUUUACAGAGCUUUUCUUCUCUAAUCCCUACGAGAGCUUCAAGUAGAUGUGUGUGUGUGUGUGUGUGUGUGUGUGUGUGUGUGUGUGUGUGUGUGUGUGUGCAUGUUAUUAUGUCAGUGCAAAGCGGCAUAAUGACAUGAUACGAGGGACAGGUCAACAGUUUUGCUGCAGCAUUGCUGCGCUCUCUCUCUGUUUAUGUAAGAGUAGUGCAAGUGAAUAAAGCUAGUGUGUGUUGGUUUUUAGACGAGUCAGUCAGACCGAGUUACUGUGGCUCACUGCAUCGUCCAGACAAGACACAGCAGACAUCAUGUACCCCGAUGACAGCCACACGGUAGGGCAGUUUCUUGGUUUCAUGCUUAUGUCCUUUUUUGGCAGCUUUGACAACUACAGUCAAAGUAAAAAAGCAGGCCUCUUGCAGACACCGCACAAUGACGAGUGACGUUAGCAGCAUGAGCAACGCUAGUCAAUCAAUCCAAGACUGUAGCUUGUUGCUGUCGUGGGAAUCUUUUCAUUGUGGUAACCUCUACAAAGGUCCAACACACUCUCUUCCUUGAUGCUGGAAUACUUCUGAUUUCUGUUUUUCUCCGUAAUGGUAAUUGUCUAGCUUAUUUUCAAACGUACAAGUUUGUUGAUCCCGAGAAGAGACCAGUCAAACGCACUUUUCUGUAUUUUCAAUUUUUUAGUGAUGAAAUUGACUGGAAGAUGUCACAAAGUACAGUGCUGGACCUCUGCCCAUCAAGGAAGACACAAUAAAGUCUCGAACUAGGAACUGCCUACAUUGUUACAUUGUGGCGGUACCCUUUCCUGAGUGGAUCAGUAGAGUAUGGCUAUGUGUCUGCAUCUAACUGGCUCCAGUUUGUGUCAAUCAAGGGUGUGGGUGUGUGCUUUCUACGUGUGCAAGCUGAAGCAGGCUUGAUAAAGUUGCCAGGCAACCUGUCUGUGAAAAAUUCAAGUAACUAAAUUUGUUUGAUUUUCUCACCACUGUACUUGUGUCAGGUGAUCAUAAUUGCUAUGCUGUGUUGAUUUAAUCGACGCAAUUAUGCUUGUUAUGAUUUUAUUGAAAAAAAAACAGAUUCUUGUUUUGUUGCUUUUCAGUUUGCAUCUGCUUGACUGAUGUAAAAAAAAAAAACUACAUAAAGGGUUUACAUGUCACCGAGCUGCUGUUGCACACCGAGCAUUGGCUUGUAAAAUAAAAAGAUUAUUGUAGUUCUUAUGUGAAUAUGCACCAUUUCAGGCAGUGUUUGUAUAACCAACAAGGCAUCCCUUUUUUAAACGAGGUCGGCAAAGCUCAGAAUAAUAGAUAGUCUGUGUAGUGAUUAUGGUGGAUCAUCCUGUGUAAACCGUUACUGUGCGCUGGUUCUUUGAUUUGACACAAAGUGUGUGUGUGCGCGUGGGUGUGUGGGGGGCUGCAGGCACAGUUCUUCACUUUACAGAGCUUUUCUUCUCUAAUCCCUACGAGAGCUUCAAGUAGAUGUGUGUGUGUGUGUGUGUGUGUGUGUGUGUGUGUGUGUGUGUGUGUGUGUGUGCAUGUUAUUAUGUCAGUGCAAAGCGGCAUAAUGACAUGAUACGAGGGACAGGUCAACAGUUUUGCUGCAGCAUUGCUGCGCUCUCUCUCUGUUUAUGUAAGAGUAGUGCAAGUGAAUAAAGCUAGUGUGUGUUGGUUUUUAGACGAGUCAGUCAGACCGAGUUACUGUGGCUCACUGCAUCGUCCAGACAAGACACAGCAGACAUCAUGUACCCCGAUGACAGCCACACGGUAGGGCAGUUUCUUGGUUUCAUGCUUAUGUCCUUUUUUGGCAGCUUUGACAACUACAGUCAAAGUAAAAAAGCAGGCCUCUUGCAGACACCGCACAAUGACGAGUGACGUUAGCAGCAUGAGCAACGCUAGUCAAUCAAUCCAAGACUGUAGCUUGUUGCUGUCGUGGGAAUCUUUUCAUUGUGGUAACCUCUACAAAGGUCCAACACACUCUCUUCCUUGAUGCUGGAAUACUUCUGAUUUCUGUUUUUCUCCGUAAUGGUAAUUGUCUAGCUUAUUUUGAAACGUACAAGUUUGUUGAUCCCGAGAAGAGACCAGUCAAACGCACUUUUCUGUAUUUUCAAUUUUUUAGUGAUGAAAUUGACUGGAAGAUGUCACAAAGUACAGUGCUGGACCUCUGCCCAUCAAGGAAGACACAAUAAAGUCUCUAACUAGGAACUGCCUACAUUGUUACAUUGUGGCGGUACCCUUUCCUGAGUGGAUCAGUAGAGUAUGGCUAUGUGUCUGCAUCUAACUGGCUCCAGUUUGUGUCAAUCAAGGGUGUGGGUGUGUGCUUUCUACGUGUGCAAGCUGAAGCAGGCUUGAUAAAGUUGCCAGGCAACCUGUCUGUGAAAAAUUCAAGUAACAGUACAUCCAUUGUUUAAUUCUACAGUACUUCUGUUGUCAAAUUCUAGUCAACUCUGAAUUUGGAACAUGCUGAACAAAGUUAUAUUGCAAUACAUCACAUAUGUACACUUAUACAGUUUAUCAUGUCUGAAAACAAGUAGGAAGAAGCAGAGCUUAUUUAAUCCUACCCCUUCUCUAUGUCUCAGCAAUUAUGUUUGUUCACUUCCUCUGUUUAACAUGUACCAGGUUACCAAUUUUCUAAUAGUGAAAGAAAAAGUAUGUGUAAUAGUAAGUGAAUAGAGUUUGUAGAAAGUUUAUUCCAUAAUAAAGAAUGAAUACAGGUGCAUCCAAAUAAAUUAGAAUGUCAUGCACAAUGUGUUUGAUUUCAGAAGUCAAAGACAAAGAAACCAAUUCAGUGCAUUUUUUUUUAUUCGCGCUUGAGUUUACAAUAUUGAACUUUUUCACACAUUUUGAAAUGUUCUGAGACACUGAAUCUGAGGUUUUUAUUAGCUAUAAACUAAAACUUAUUAGUAAAUGAAGUAAAUUCUUGAUGGAGUGAAUCUAAUAUAAGCACUCAGCUACUGACAAAGCAGCUUUCAAAAAUAUUCUAAUUCAUUGAGAUGCACCUGUAGGUAGAUAAAUAAAUAAAGGAGUAAAGCUAACAGAAGCAUAAUGUUCUGUUUCUUGAAAUAUACAAUAGUCCCCCGCUUUUGCAGGAGUCCCGUGUCAGGCCCACCAGCGCGAUUGGCGAACAUCCACAAGUAAUUGAGACUCAGAUGAUACACGACUCAAACCUUCGUGCCAUUGUUCACUUGCAACAUAAUCCAAGUUUAAGAUCUAAAUCUAAAUAUCUAAAUAUGCCUCACACACUUAUUAAAGGCAUUUUAAAGUUUAAAAUGUAUAGGUGCUCCCCACUAAUUAGCUUCGGAGAAAGUUACGUCUAUUUUUAACUUUUGCUUUUGUAGCAGGCAACUUUGGUGCAUUCAAGGACAAUAAAACAAAGUGCAACAUCUCAACUUUGGUAAACAAUUAUUAAUAGUGAAGCAUAAAGACACAAACGUAAAAUUGCGGGAUGGCACAUGUAUGUAUGCUCUGCAUUUUUAUCACAUAUUUACGAAAUAAUAUCAACCUUGGGUGAAUGAGAUGUGUUUUCUGCUGGAGAAAAAAAUAUUUUGGGCUGGGGAAAAAAACUUUUUUUUUUUUACCAAAAAUCUGCGACUUUUGCGCCGAAUGGGGAAUAUGCAGGGAUCCUCUGUAUAACUUCUUAGCAUAUCUACAUGGGUUGGUUUUAGCCUGUUUACAAGAUGAUAAAAAAAAUAUCCUCGGUGCAAAAAGUUUAGAGUUUCCACUGUAAUCCUCUUGCAGAAUCUCAUUAGUCAUGCUAGAAUACUUUGGAGAGAUAUUCCUAAUCCCAGUCAGACAACCAGCCUUACGUAAACCCACACAUUUUAGUGUUCGUUAUGUAUUCAUCAUCAGUUAUCCAAAGCACUGAUUGUUUGCAUUGAAGCCAUAUUGUCAGUAGGCAGAAUGAAGAGACUCAGUAAUGUUGAAAGUGAUGAUGCAGGGUUUCUGCUACAUGUACAGCAAUUGAUCGUGCCGUACCGCCACCAAAAUAAAGGCCGCCACACCUUUAAAAAGUGGUUUGUUUGUUUUUUUAGAACUUGAAAAAAAUGUUAAGUAUUGUAUUGUAUAAAUGGAUGUAUAUACUAAAUAUAUAAUAUGUAGCUUAUUUACCCACAUAUUGACCACAAUUAGUUUGAAAAAAAAUUUAAAUGUCAUAAAAAUGUUUCACUACGCUUAAUUUUGGUAAUCAUGCACUGAUAUCGUCUGUCUGCCGUGUUGGCACAGUACAUGACCGGAAGGGACGCACUUUGUUCCUUACAGUGAGAAUGAAAAAUAGUACGUAAAAUGUUUCAGUCACUUGUCGACAGCUUGUCACAGGCUAAGCCUAUGUAUUGGCAGUGUGUGUGAUCGCUCACAUUUCAAUCACAUUCGACUUUCUGCAAUCUUUGUUUACACAUUUUGCCUGGUUCUCACUGCCUCUGUGGUGGCAGCUAGCUAGCUUGUUUUUGUCCCAUGGGCGAGCUACAAGUGGCUACCACGUUCUUUGGGUACAUGCUAACUUACUUUUUAAAGUGUCACUUCACAAUCUAGCUCUCUUGUUAUCAUUGUAAUACUUAUGGCUUGUCUACAAAACACUAGAUGUGUGUCUAAGUUGAUCAACAUUAAGUUUUAAGAUAGUGACAUAUCACAGGGGUCUCCAACAGGUAGCUCGUAUGCUAGCAGUAGCUCACCAGCUGAUGUUGAGUAGUUCACAGAAUAUUUGCUUCACCUCUUAGUAUUUUUAUAAGUGUUCAAUUCAGACAUGAUGCCUGUAUUUAAUGACAAAUGAGCACGCUGAGUGAAGAUGUGCUUUGUUUUUGAAGUGCAAUUUAAAUGUUGGCAAUCGCAUUAAACACACAUAGCUCAUCUCUCCUUUCUUUUUGUCAUUCCAUUCCAUUCCAUUUUCUUCCGCUUAUCUGAGUCCGUGUCGCGGGGGCAGCAGUCUCAGUAGGGAAGUCCAGACUUCCCUGUCCCCUGCCACCUUUUCCAUCUCCACCGGGACGACCCCAAGGCGUUCCCAGGCCAGCUGUGAGACAUAAUCCCUCCAGCGAGUCUUGGGUCUGCCCCAGGGCCUUCUCCUGGCUGGGCAUGCCCAGAACACAUCAGCAAGGAGGCGUCCGGGAGGCAUCCGGACUAGAUGCCCAAACCACCUCAACUGGCUCCUCUCAAUGUGAAGGAGCAGAGGCUCUACUCUGAGCUUCUCCCAGGUGACCAAGCUCCUCACCCUCCUUUCUUAGGGUGAGCCCAGCCACCCUACGUAGGAAACUCAUUUCAGCCGCAUUAAUGCAGACGCUGUGCUUAUCUGCCUGUCGACCUCACGCUCCAGCCUUCCCUCACCCCUGAACAAGACUCCGAGAUACUUGAACUCCUCCUCCACCUCACUUCCAACUCGGAAGGUGCAGUCUACCCUUUUUGGUCUGAAAACUAGGACCUCGGAUUUGUAGGUGCCGAGUCUCAUCCCAGAAGCUUCACACUCAGCUGCAAACGCUGAAGGGCACAGCCUGAUGAGGCCAUCGGAACUACAUUGUCUGUGAAUAGCAGAGAAGAGAUCCUAAGGUCCCCAAACUGGACCCUCUCAAGGCCUUGGCUGCGGCUAGAAAUUCUGUCCAUGAAAGUGAUGAACAGAAUCAGUGACAAAGGUAGUCUUGGCGGAGGCAAACGUUCACCUGAAACAGGCUCGACUUACUGCUGGCAAUGCGAACCAGGCUCCUGCUUCGGUUGUACAAGGAACGAAUGGCACGUAGUAGUCUGCCAUCAAUCCCGUACUCCCGGAGCACCCCCCACAGGAUACCACGAGGGACACUGUGGAAUGCCUUUUCCAGGUCCACAAAGCACAUGUACACCGGUUGGGCAAACUCCCAUGUACUCUCCAGCACCCUUGCAAAGGUGUAGAGCUGGUCCAGUGUUCCGCGCCCGGGACCAAAAUCACAUUGCCCCUCCUGCAGCCAAAGUUCAACUAACGGUUGUACCCUUCUCUCCAGCACCCUGUCAUAAACUUUCCCAGGGAGGCAAAGGAGUGUAAAGAGGGGGACCACCACCCCGGUCUGCCAGUCCAGAGUUACUGUUCCUGACUUCCAUGCAAUGUUGAAGAGACGUGUCAGCUAAUAUAGUCCCUCUACAUCCAACAGCCAUCAUUUUGUUAAAGUAUCUUUUAAUAGUGCUGGAAUUUGGAGACACGUACACUAUUAUAACCCUGGACUCUGAAUUUUAUCAUGUAAAUAUUUCAAUUGUUAUUUUGUUAUUUGUGUUAUUUUGAACUAAAAAAUAAUAUUAUUGAACAAUUCAUUUCCCAUGUAUUCAUAUAACUCUAAAAGAGGCAUCAAAUUAAAUUCAGGUUUGUGUCAAACAGUACAACAUUUUGUACUUUUAUACUAAUAGUCACAUAGUACUGUUUGACUAAGUAGGUUAGAUGACAAAGGAGGCUUGACGUUUUAGACUCUCAGUUUAAGUCCUCUCUGCAACAUUGCCAUUACGUUAACAGUUUUGCAAUGUUCACUGCUCAUGUUCUGCUGGUUGUUGAAAAAAGUUAAAUGAAUAAGUUAAUAAAUUGAUAAGGUGUAAUUUGUCAUUACUAAAAAUCAAAAUUUGCUGAUGCCGCAGCGGCAUGACACAGCGGCAACAGUCCGCCCUCCCAUGCAGCCCACCACCAGUUAAAAAAAAAAUCCUAGGGGAAACCCUGUGAUGGCAGGUCAAAGUGUUGACUAUGCUUCAUUACGUAAGUGGCGGCUACAUAACGUUUGUUUGGGCAGCUGUGCUGCUAAGCUGUGUGAUUUGCUUCUAGGGCAGAGCAUGACUGGCAGCAGGUAUAGGCUUUUUAUGUCCUCCAAAUAUGCACUUGGCCUUCAAAAGUGAGGACCAACAUUGUAAACAACUGCAAAGCAAAACGUGACAUUUUCGUUCAUGUUUUUGUUGAACAACUCCAACGUGGUAACAAAGUACACUGCUUCCUGCACGGCUUCAUCAUCUCUCCUCAUUUCAUACUAGAAUAAUCCCAAAUAUUGAUGUGUGCGCAGCGAUGUGCACAGUCAGCUGGCAUUAGUGAAUGUCAGUAUUGGCUGUCAAGCACUGGAGUGGAGAGAUUUCACCAAUAUACUUGUACUCUAUGCAGUAUACGUUCUGUAUGCAGAGCUCCCUCUGGCUCCCUCCCUCUUCAUCCAUGGCAGCAGUUGGCCAAUGAACUGCUCUUGUGAGUGUUAAGUUGCUGUGUGAUUAAGCCUGUCACGAUAAUCGAUAAAUCGAGUAACGAACGAUAAAAGAAAAAACGAAGUCGAUAAUUUUGCCGGCCUCGAUUAAAUUGACAUGUACAUGCUUGCGUGUUUGUUUUCCUCGUCUCUGUUUACCGCACAGGCUGGAACAAGAGGGUUCAUUCUGCAUCUGUCUGUGCGCAUUGGUGAUCCGGUAGAAUGAACGAAGAGAGUGAACCCUCCUUUCAUCCAUUCAGCCUCUUUGUCCCAGUAUGUAGCGGCGGGCUACUACUGAGUGCUAGCUAUCAGCAAGUUACCCUCUUGACCAAGCAUACGCUAACAUGAUUGAAGGCACAAAAGCGUGAGACAUACGCAGUUAGCCUCUAACUUAAUUUCUCAAAUAAUGCCAUCAACUGUCUGUCAUUUAGUGCUUCGCUUUAUAAAUGUUGCAAGGUGGUUGCUCUACCUUCUCCUUGCACAGAUGCAACUGCAGGCGCAAAGUAUAAGACUGGUUUGUCUAAACCAGGGGUCGGCAACCCGUGGCACCGGAGCCGCAUGCGGCUCGACAGCCUCCACGUUGCGGCUCCCUUUGCUGAGCUUGGUGAUUUUCUUUUUAACACCGAAGAAGGGAAAGUGCAUUUUUGAAAAGAAUUUGAAAUAUCCGACUCAUCGCAAGUCCGUGAAUGCAUCUAGACUGCGUUCUCACUCAUGAUUGGAUGAGCAAGAGAAGGGGACGUAGGCUAGUGUAUGCGGUGAGUCUCACCGGAGAGAAAAAAGUUGACCAAGUUUGGAGUUGAGUCUGAAGCAAGAAUUUACAAGAGCAUAGCAAUAUGUUUUAUAACGAGAAGCGCGCUGUAGCUAUGUGACACACUAAUCGACGAGGUGGUGAGGUGGAUAGUGUGCUGCGGGAGCUGACCGUGUCACCCUGCCUGUGACUGCUAUGAGGUGGGGCAGAACAAUAUGUUUCACUUUUACAUCUCCAAAUACCAGUCCCUACAUUUGUCGCCAGUCGCUUUUUGGAAAAUAAAUCAUCAAGAGGGUUUAGAAAGUGGCCAGGUUUAGCGAGAAAAUGGCCAAGUUGGCAACACUCGGCUGCACAUGAGAUCGUAAGGAGGGGAAAGCCGUUCACAGAUGGAGAAUAUGUGGAAAAAAAUCGUUCAUAAAAAUAUCAGCAUCUAUUCUUGAAAUUAGAAAACAAACAAGAAAUGAUUCAGAAAAUGAAUGGCUCCCUCUGCAGAGACAGUCAAGGACAGGCUCAAUAGAAUGGUUAUUGAUGGCAAUUCAGCACAGGCAUAAACGCUGUUGAGCAAACAACACAUGCAAAAAUGUGAACUCUGAUGAGCUUUUUCAUGUUAAAGGUGGCUACACUUUGUUUUCUUUUUAAACAAAUACGGGAGCAACUGAAAAAGGCGUUUGAUGAUGAUUUCAGAGUAGGCCUACACACACUUGCUGCACUUUUAUUUGUUGAAUUUUGUUGCUGUAACAGGUAACAUUUAAAAAAGAUUACAACUUUGACAAGUUUGUACGCUGUGUUAUGUUUUGCGGCUCCAGACUAUUGUUUUUUUUUUUGUUUUUUUUUUACUGGAAGAGGAGGCAAAAUGGCUCUUUUGUUGCUAAAGGUUGCCGACCCCUGGUCUAAACAGUUUGUAUGUUUGCAUUUCUAAUAGUUGACAUUAAUGCAUCCUGUUAUUCACCAAAUGUGGGCAUUUGAAGUUCCUAAAACCUAAAAAGCUGUUCCAUAAAACAACUUUAAGCUGUCUUUUAAGUUGGCUGUCAAAAAUAGCGCGUUAAUGGUGGUAACUAAUUUAUUUCAUUCAUUAUGUAAAAUUGUUAACGUAAUUAAAGCAUGUGCGCUAUGUCAAGCCACCCCUCUCUGUUAUGGUGGCACACGGAGGCACAGUAGUGUCCCCACAGAGUCUAACGCUCAGCAGUGCCAUUCCAACACCAUAUACUGUAUGUAUGUCCAAAUCACAAACACGUCUCUAGUCCUCCUCGGAACCACACUUCCUCAUUGUCACGAGACCACAGCGAGAUCCAUUCAUGGACACUCUGAAAAUCACAACAAUGUUUUCAUUAUGAACGUAUGUGUGGUCUAAAUAAACAGAAAGACAAAGAAAAACAGUAUGUGGAUAUUCUUAUCACUCACUAAUGUAACUCAAUGCGGAAGUACAAUUUGCUGCAUUUAAGUAUGCUCGGAAAUCCCAGAAAAUCUGUCUACACUCAAAACAGUGAAUUCAACUUAAAAAAUUACGUGGUGUCUUUGAAUGCAAUACGACGGUUAAUGUAUGACUCAAAUGCUGGGCUACUAGAGUUAGGUAAAUAGUUGUUCUUACACGUGUACAUCUUUUAGCUUGAUUUAAAUUUUCAGUUCAUUUAGUUACAGUUAACUACAAAUAUAAAAAAUUGUGAUCUGUCAUUUUUUUUCAUAAAAUACAGUAAAAAAAAAAGCAUAUUUCACGCAUAGUUUCAAAUGGUGAUUACUCAUGAUUAAUUAAUUUGAAAUCUCUGAUUCAUUUGAUUACAUUUUUUAAUCAUUUGACAGCCCUACUUAUUUAUCUUUUUUGCUGUGGUGUAGUCUUCAUUUUUGACGCCUUUAAAAGGUCUUAGUGUUUCAAUUUGUAUUUGAAAAAUGUGCAAACACCUUGUUUAAUAGUCUAAACCAGUGGUUCCCAAACAUUUUACAGUCACAUAUGUUAAGAUCAGAGUUGUGGAAGCCCACAAAGGUGAGGCAGAUGCGGCAGAACAGGAGUCUUUCAUUUCUCCAACAGCAGGCAAAAAAAGGGCAACGGAAGGCGAAGCACACUGCUUGAAAAAAUAGGGUAGAUGCCUGAAAUAGUACACACCAAAAUAGGACCAAAAAAUACUUGGGUGUACUUACAACAAAGGUGGCGGAGGAAAAGACGCCAGGAGACGUAUCGAAUAAGUAGCUAGAAAAACAAACAUGCGCUGGAAAUAGGUGGUUGAGCAAAUAGAUCUAACGUACCAAGCAUGAGGCCUGCAACGAAACGAACCCACAACGAAGCGAAAAAAAGGUAGGCCAAAAAGUUAAUUGGCAACAGGUGCGUCUCCUGGCUCCGCCUCCUCAUCACCAAUCCCGAGAAGAUCUGAAAAAUAGAAACAAGGCUGGAGUAAACCAAAUAAAUGCCAUAAAGCCCUACAAAUGGCAAUAAGAAAAACUAAAACCUAGGACAUAACAGCAUACCCCUUCAGACAUUUGACUUGAAGCUACUGUAUGUACCCCCAACUCCUGCACAAUUUAAAAAAAAAAAAAAAAAAAAAAAAUCUUAUUUAACUUUAUAUUAAACAUAAUUAAUUGGUUAAUUUUAUAAUAAUUCCGGGUCAAAAAUGUUCAUACGACGGACACAGAGCAAUGAACAACCUCAUGCUCUGUCUCCUAUCUGCUCUUUUCUCCCUGCCCUGUGAGGCAUUCAGGCGCACUUGUCAUUGUGAGUUUUAGGAGCUAUUUGUUUUUCAUUUUUGACAUAUUUUUGUACAUUUUGAAUGUUUUCUAUGGACCAGAACCAUUGUCACUACCAAAUCAUUUACUGUAUCACAAUAAAGCACAUUUUGGUACACAUAUAUACAUUUUAUUUGGAAAAAAUCCUUUAUUUAUAUCUUUGUAUUUAUUUAUUUGUACAUUUUGGGCAAUUUCAACAUUUUCCAAAAGUUCUUUUGGAAGCUUUUUAAAAAAAAAAAAAAAAAAAAAAUAUUCAUUCCAUGGAAAGUGUUCAACUUUGACCAGUUCCAAAAUGUAGCAAUAUUAUCUGAGUUGUUCCAAGUGAAGACACAUAGUGUUUCAAACAAAGGACAUUCAAAUUGUCAGAUCUCCUACAUUUAAUAUUGCAUUCUCUUGCUGUGCGGUCAAAGCCAGUUUGGCUUCCUGUUUGUUCUGCACCACGCUGAUCAUUCCAUUCCAGAUCAUCUGAGUAGAUUUUUCUCCUGUUAUGUUCUUCCCAUUCCUCUUGAUGACUCACACUGUGUUUGAAACCACCACAUGUUGCUCCUCAUUAGCUGCAUCAUGUUCCGCCGCGGUGCCUGGACGGAAGGUAUGACUGGGCUGGCCCUCUUUUGGGCUCGUUGGACUGGUUUCAUCCCAGCAGGUUUGUGUUGCUGUUGAGUAAAUGAUGCACACAGUCCGUACCAGAAAGACCGGUUUAGCUCCUAUAAAUGAAGGUGCUGGAAUUCCCAAUAGGAAAAAGCUUUUUUAAAGACAGCUGAAUAUUCCAGGCUUUCAAGACUUUCUAUCAUUUGGAGUUGGUGGUCCUUAACAAGGCUUCGGUUACAGCAUGACGUAACUUAAUCAACUGAUGGUGAAAAGAUUGUUGAGAAAAUAGAUGAGAUGUUUUUUUUAUGUUGCCGCUUGCAACUUCCUAAUCUUGACGGACAGCUUUCACAGAAAACACACUUAUCAGUUGGAUCUUUCCACGUUGUUGUUGUUGUUGUUGCUGUUGAAGGUUAUCUAUAAGAAGGAUUAUGCUUGAUUCUGUGUUUCCUUCGUUAAGUAGCACCCUGCAGCACUCAGACAAACCCAGGCACUCACUGCUGUAUGGGCAAAUUGUCUUUUUCACAUCAGGUCGGAACAUGUUUGAAGGGAAGUGGUGUCUUUUUUUUUCCUUUUUUUUCAAGCCCGCAUCAUUGACUUGUGACUUGUGACUGUCAGGACUGCACAAGAGAAGCAGCAGCAGCAGUGUUGUUUCAUUGUGCCGUCACAUUGACCUUGUGUGCUUUGCUCUAAAUGUCUGCCAGCACUUCCCAGCUCAAGAUUCAUCACCACAGUGGAAGUUGCGAGAUUAAAAGUGUCAGGAGGUGUUCAAUACAAAAAAAUCAGCCUUUACAAAGAUAAUAAUGCUCAGUUGUGAUUGAUACUGUUAAUUUGUUUAUUAUUGUGUUUGUAGUUUAGUUUAAUAUUGAAAGCUGUGGUAACCUGAUUUAUGUACAUGAUUGGGAUCAUAUUAAACUGUACAGUAUUAUGUCUAGUAUAGCACAAAGUGUCGGUAGAUAAUGUGUACAUGGAUAGAUGAGAUGACUCUCUCUUCGUCGUUUAGUUCUUGACCCUCCUCCUACACUCCUCCAAAAAAAAAAAAGGUGAAUUGUUCAGGCCUGCAGCAGUUUAAGAAAAAUAAACAGUUGCAGCUAAACAUCAUUCUCACCUUUUUGGCAACAUUCUUCAAGCUGUGCAGAGGCGGGUCAGCCCCAAGUAUUCACUAACAUUAAAGCACAUUCCAUGACCAUGAACAACAAACAUCCCCUAUAGUAGCGGUGUCCAAAGUCCAGCCCCGGGGGCAUUUGUGGCCCAUAGCUGAAGGAUGAUUAAGGCCAUACUGAAAAGAAAAGAAAAGUUAUGAGAAAAAGUUGACAUGUUUUGAACAACAAAAAAAAAAAACUACAGUUAUAAAUGCCUUUGGCUAUUAGAAAUUGAUCAUUUUUUAAAAUUUUAAAAUAGAAAGCUUUUUAAAAUAUCAUUUAUGGUACUAUCAUUAUGUAAGACAUUGUCAAAUUUUUGUAUAUAAAGGGCUGUCAAAGUUAAUGCGCUAAUAAUAAAGGCACUUUUUUGACAGCCUUAUUUUGGGGGGAAUCCCAACUCUCUCAUCCUGACAUGCACAUACAUUGACAGGUUUUUGCAGUGCGGGGGUUGGACCACCAAUAUAAAUUAAAUCUUCAAGAUUAACCACUCUUAAUGUACAGUACAACAUAAGCAUCAAACUUACAUACUUGUUCAUAUACUGUAACUCACACAGAUCAAUGAGGAACUUCUUGCUCUGUCUUCUUCCUUCUUUCUGCUCUGAAGACGCUCGCAUCUUCUUCCGUUCUGGAACUCAUACGUAAACAAGAUGGCUGCAGCGCUCCGUCACGGAAAAAAAUUGGCAUUUCCAUGAGCAUCUUCAUCACAUACACCUGAAUGCACAGGCGACAGUGCACAGGGAUACGGCGGGAGACAAAUAUAUCUCUGAGCAUUCUGUGAGGUUUGAUUUUUUUUGGGGGGGGGGCAUUUUUGUGAUGCAAAUGUAUUACUCUUUUAAACGCAUAUUGUUAUGAGAAGCCAAACUCUUUACUGAAAUGACCCCAGCAACUAAGCAGAAUGACGUUCCUCGUCACAGAUCUCCGACCAGAACUGGACUCACAGGAUCAAUUGGGGGGUAAACCACUGUUGCUCUAGUACACUGCUGAUGGGGAUGUCAUACAACUUAAUGUCAAAAAAUCCAAACUAUCCCUUUAACUUAGAUUUAACAAAGAAGGUGUGAAACACUAUUGAAUUAAAGAAGAAACUCAACGCAAAGUACUAGGUUGGCGUCCCAUCCCCUCCCCCUUCUCUGCUCAUCAACGUCUUUGGCAAAAAAAGGUAAAAUUCAUGUUAAUUUUCAUUAACUAUUUAAUUGGUCAUUUGUAAUGAUUUCACAUUGUUUUCCAUCCAUCAAUUUUCAAUGUCGCUUAUCCUAAUUAGGAUCGAGGGGGUAUGCCGGAGCCUAUCUCAGCUGACUUCGGCUGAAAAGCGGGGUAUUUUACAUUGUUUUCUGCCUGUAAAACUAUAAUUAUUGUCUAAAAUAUUUCGAAUAUUUUUGUGUGUAACAGAUUUAUUGGAUUUACAUGAUUGUACGUUUGUUUUGUUUCUCGUCUGACCUUUUGGAACAAAGCAAUAAUGAAAACCCAGGCGCCACUGUAUCAGUUAUUGCUGAGACAUGGAGAAUGGUAACGGUUUAAUUUUAUUUUGAACAUGCAUACAGGUUACAUCGGAAUACAUCACAUUACUUUCGGCUUUUCCCUUCAGGGGUCGCCACAGCGAAUCAAUUGCCUCCAUCUAACCCUGUCUUCUGCAUCCUCUUCUCUCACACCAACUACCUUCAUGUCCUCUUUCACUACAUCCAUAAACCUUGAAAAGUUAAAUCAAUUAAUCUCACAAUAAAUUAAAAUAACGUCAAUAAUUUUGCUGGCAUCGAUAUAUUGACAUGUGCAUGCGUGUUUGUUUUCCUUCUCUCUCUCUACCAAACGGGCUGGAUGACAAGAGAGUUCACUCUGGGCUUCUGUCAUAACACCUGGCUGUGUUGGUUCGAUAGCGGAAUGAAUAGAGUGAGUGAACCCUCCUGUCAGUCAUUCAGUCUCUUUGUCCCAGUGGGGAGAGGUGGGGCGCUAGCAAAUGUGCACUCAUUAGAUGUGCGUCUCGUGUGCUACACAAUCAAAUACUUUCUUUGUGCCUACUGUGUAUAAAACACUAUCUGAUGUAAAUUUCAUCUCGUUUGAGUACCGUCAUUUUGUGACAUGAAAAAGUUUGUGACAAAGACACCAAAAUAAAUAAUACAAAACCGUGGAACUUACGUUUCAGCUGCCGUGAUUCCCGAAGUAUAACACCUCAUUGUGCACCAAAUGCAUUUUGCUGCAUCCAAAACAUAUACUUUGACCAAACUUCGACAAAAUGUUGCACCUCAUUAAACGUAAACAGCGUAUUACACACACAAUGUUGCUAAGUCAAUCAAGGAAGUGUAUAUGCAAAUGAGCUGACAUCUGCAUUGACACACAAUUUCAACUUCAGAGUAUUUACGGUUUAUUUCUCCAUUUUUUUUUGUCAAUAUCCAGAAGACAACGAAAGUGACACCGAUUCAAAAGCAGAAAUAUUGUGAUUGAUUGUGAUUUUUAUGUAAGUGCAAUUUUUGCUAAAAGAAACUGAGUUUUUCUGUCUUUUUUGUUUAGUUAUGUUGUUUAAUUUAUUUUAUUUAAAAACUUUGGACAUUCCAGUUACAAUGUUAAGUACUCAUAACAAGUGACAGUUGCUUUUAUAGCAGUGGACUCACAUUAUUAUGCCAUUACAUUAUCAUUACAUUAAUGAAAAAAACUCGUCUCAAAAUAAUGUUGACGAUAAUAUUGUUUAUCGGCAAUAAUUUGUGGAACGAUUAUCGUCCAGCAAAAUUUGUUAUAGUGACAGGCCAACUUAUACUGUUUGUUGAAAUGGUUCAUUUUAGUGCAUUGUUUGUGUUCUUGUUGAGAAGAAUUAUAUUAUGUUUUUGGGUAACAGGUUAUUUUUUGCUUUAUGCAUAAUUUUAGCUGUUUUAGGUUUACCAGAGCAGGGUUUCUAUGUUCUCUAUAACCGGCAUUAUGGAUUAUCCAAACUGAUCUUUUCUGUUCGUGAGUGAAGUGUACUUCUGUAGUUAUUUCCCCACAUCUCCACACAAUGAUUUCGACAUGGUAAAACCAGAAAGCAAUAGAGUAUGGAGUGAUUUUUGUUCCAGAACAAAUUUUGCUUUAUACAUUGAACAUACAUUGAAGUAUUGAAGUAUUGCCACUAUAUGCUGUAUAAUUAAUGUGGGAUUUCCCACUCAUUUUGUCGUCGAUUAUAACGCCGAGUAAUUUAUUUUCGUUCACGCUGUCAAUGACUAUGCCGUCUAUUUGUAUUUGCUCACAAAUGUCCUUUCUGCUAUUACCAAAUAGCAUUAUUUUAGUUUUAGUUAGGUUCAGCUAUAACCUCUCUUAAUCAAAGCAUAUUUUAAGGAAAGUCAUUUCAUCUGUGACUUUUCUUAUUAGCUCUUGCGGGCCUUCUUCAGAACAAAAUGAAGGGGUCGGAUUAAAUAAACUCUGCUUCUUCCGCCUCCUUUUUUGACAUGUUGAAUUGUGCAAGUUUGAAGUACUGCAAUGUGACAUUGUUAAGCACAUUAUGAAAUAAACUAGCCAUUACCAAUUUUUUUCAGCCCUCUGAUUGGCUGAGGUAUAGCGCCACCUGUUGCUUUGGCUAGCUUUGUCUUGUAGUUCAACACAACCUCUUGUGUUGUAAUGGGAAAAGCUGGAUUGCUAAACGGGUCACUAUAAAGCAUAGUUUCCUUCUUACGUAAACUGUUUAGCUCAUUUACAGUAAUGCCGUAAUUUGGGGCUCUUGCGAUGAUUUCUGUUGCCAAAGAGAAGGCCACUUGUGUGUCAUGCAUGACUCACAUGUACCCAGUGCCCACUCAUAGGAGGUCCAGUGUUUCAUGAUCCAUGACUUGAUCUUGUCGGGAUAUAUGACACUACGCCAACUACAACUACUUUGCCAAUGGAACAUUCCACGUCUUUGCUGGGAAUAAUCACAGUCCUGUGCUGAUUCCAUUGUCAUGAUGAUUCUCUUGAUACCACAUUGACUCUAUAAAAUUAAUUCCUCUGCCUACACCUUUUGUAAUGGCUCCUUCUUGGCCCAGGCAUCAGAUCUGUAUUUUUUUUAUGUAAUUCUAUGACAAAAUGACUUCUGUGAAAAAGGUUCAUUUUGGUUUUGAGGUCACAUUGUAGUCCUUUCUAAAGACUCUGCUUUGCGCUUCAGUUUUGUGGCCUGGAGGCAGCCGUGAAUGAAUAAAGUGCACUUUGUAGAUGGCUGCUCCCCUUAGAGAGGCUUUUAUCUUCACUCAUGUGUCAGUCACAGCAGCGCAGCUCAGUCUGUCGUAAUUUUGCCACCUUUAUGGCCAUUUAAAUUUAUCUCCUUCAGUAGCCGUCCCAGCACAUUUGACCUCAAAGGUCCCGUGUUUGCUCUCCACCCACCAUCAUGCUGGGCAGAGUGUAGCCCUAUUCGUUAGGCCCAGCUGUGCUGGAGGUUUAAGAGGGAUGCUGUCCCGAUGUGAAGAAACAAAUUUUGUUUCAAGGUCAGGACUCUGUUGGGCAACAUUAGGUGGAGCAGAUGGAUGGAAAGUGUUUCUAUGGGGGCUAUCCACAUGGAAACGUUUUCAAGUCAAAACGGCAAAGUAUUUCAUCAUUUCAGCCUCUCAUCCACAUAGAAACAACGUUCUGAGUGCCCUGAAACGGUAUUGUUUGAAAAUGGCUUUCAGAGUGGGAGGAUCUGUAAACGCUGGCUCGUCGUUUCCUCGAGUGUCUCGUCGAGUGUCCUGACUCAUCACAGUCGACAUUCUCCUGGUAUUUUCUUGUCUUAUACUUCCACAAUGACUUGCAGAAGUAAUUCCACUUUGUUGUAAGUCUAGACGAGCCUCGGCAAGCGGAAGACGACAGACUUAUGCGCAUGGGUUUUUCUUCAUCUACAGUAUGGUGUGUCAUGUGGUUCCGUAUUCGUGUCUGUUUACAGCGCCACACGUAGGUGUGACUUGUGUAUUACAUCGUUUUCACCUCAGUCAUGUGUUCCGUCUGGAUGCAACUAUUUACCCAUGUAUAAAAGAAAGGCAAGCACACAUCAUCAAAUUAAUGGCACUAAAUGAAUAUAGAAGAUCGGUACAAGCCGUGAGUUUGUUGUAGAGAAGAGAUAAGGAAGAUGAUAAUAUUGUGGUUUGAUGUGUUUGGGGGGCCGCACGGUUGUUAGCAUGUUGGCCAACACAGUAACAGCCUGGAGAUCGGGAAGACCUGGGUUCGAUUCUCCCUUGGGCAUUUCUGUGUGGAGUUUGCAUGUUCUCCCCGUGUGCGCUCCGGCUUCCUCCCACAUUCCAAAAACAUGCAUGUUAGGUUAAUUGUUGACUCUAAAUUGUCCAUAGGUAUGAAUGUGAGUGUGAGUGGUUGUUUGUCUAUAUGUGCACUGCCAUUGGCUGGCGACCAGUCCAGGGUGUACCCAGUUAGCUGGGAUAGGCUCCAGCAUGCCCCGCAACCCUAAUGAGGAGAAGCGGUUUGAAAAUGGAUGGAUGGAUGUGUUUGGGGACAGGCAAUGUGUGUGUUAGGUAAUCGUGGAAAAUGAGUCUUGAAUGAGCAUGGCAAUGAUGUCUUCACUGCCAUUGUGGAAAGUUCUGGAUGGGGGUAACGUAAUGAUGUAAUGGCCGAAUUUGCACAAUUGGCCAUGAUGCAUUUGGAAAAAGUGCGUAAAAAACAUGAAUAGCAAAACAAAAAUAUGUUUGGAGCUAUGAAUGAACUUUUUUCUUUCGCUUUAUCUAGAGGAGUCUGGUUACUCGGUAAAUAUAGCGACAAAGUCACUAAGUGUGCAUCACUGAUCCUUCCCGCUUUGUCGCCGCCUUUUUCUUCUCUGGCAUACUACAUGUAGGUGCGUUUUAUAAUGUGUUUAUGAGUGAGGGCGAAGAGGUAGCACUAAAUUUAUUUGUAGCGGGCCGCCACAAAAAUGAAUUUACUGGAAACACUGCAUUCACAUUAAAUUUGAUAUGUAGUUAUUUACAAAAAUAUUGAAAAUAAUAUUAUGAGUGUCAUUUAAAAAAAAUAAAUUAUAAUUGCUUUUGCCGGGUUGGCCACAGACCGUAAUCGGGCCUUUACCAGGGACUCCUGUUGUAAGUAAUGACACCCCACCAUUGUUGUUUUUGUUGUGACGCACACACACAAGCCUACACGGAUCUAAAUCUCUAAAUUCAGUCCUCAUUACAGGUAGUCCUCGGUUUACGGUGUUCCGUGUUGGUCCGUAAACACAAGACUUCCUCGAAGCCGUCCUCCACACACACACACACAGACACACACACACACACACACACACACACACACACACACACACACACGUGACAUUCAUGGCUUCACAGAGUGUCAGAAAUUACAAAAUUCUUUGAACAAUACAUAUAACUGCCAGGUCGCUACAGUAUCCUUGAGCAUGUUCAGUGAUCUGCUCCUAUGAAAGCGACCGUAAUAACUAAGCAGCACAGUGGAUUUUAGCUAUUUAGUUACUAGUUAUUACUGUAUUUUAUGCCCUUUAUGUGUUGUGUGUAUAGUGUAACUGACUUCAGCGUUAAUUUAUGUAUGACUUCCUAUUUACACGAAAAUUCGACUUACUUGUCAUAGGAAUGGAACUCGUUCGUAACCCAAGGACCACCUGUAGAACACCUGUAUUUUCAGUUUGAGCCUUUGCAUGUUCAACUGGAUCCAAAAUAAAACCAAAAAACAAAUUAUUAAACAAAAAUUAACUGUGCCAUGAGUCGGUUGUGAAUCAGGUUGUGUUCUUUUAUGUACUGCUGAAUGGGAAAUGGAGUGAAUGUGCUUUGUGUGUCACAGAGGGAUUAAUGCACACACGCACACACAAAUGUGGCCAUCUGUCUCACCACCUCUGAACCUGUAGCGCGGUGUGUUGUGGUACUUCAUGGAGUGAUUUACUACAUAUGUAUGAUUCCUUUUCCCCUCUCAUUCAACAUUCAGUAUGUUUCCAUCCAAUAAAUUGGUCAGAUUACUGAAAUAAUUUGGCUUCUUCAUUUUUCAUACCUCAGUGUGACGUCCCUGUUUAUAUGCUGUUUGAUAUUUAUAUCUCUACUGCGAUUAUUGACCAUAUGCUGUGUGCCUCCCAAAACACCAGUUGGUGCUUAUGCUCUUUUCAGCGCGGGUAAAUGUUUUUUUCCUGUUUUUCCGUCACAUAUAAAAAAAGCAUCUCGGAUCAGUGUUGCCAGGUCCGCUUAUUAGAAGCAACUUUGGACUUGCUUUUUUGUAAUGGUUUUUGCCAAUUUUGAAGUUCACUUUGUUUUGGGGUUGUUUUUGUGAAGUCGCUUGCGAAUUCCUAAGUUCCCAGUUGUUUCUGGCUUGUUUUUAGAGAGCUACUGUCUUGUUUCUUGCAAGACCUGGCAACACCGUCACCAUGUCUCGGCUGCAACUAUGCAUUAGAAGGGCUUCUACAAGCUACAUUGUGCUAUCAGCUAUGUCUCCAUUGAAGUGAUUACGCAAAAAAAAUUACAAGCUAGACACAACUGUUGCCCUCUAUUCAAUAUAGCAUGAGCAUCUUGACCUGGGUGGCUAGCAAUUUGCACAGAAACAAUACAGGUCGCCACAGUGAGAUGGCUUCCUGCAUUCAUAUGUACUACACUUUGUAUUAAAGAGCCACUAAUGGUAGACACCAAGGAUGUCCCGAUCCACAUUUUUAACCGAUCCAAUCCGGUACCGAUCUUUUUUUUGGUGGUUUUUUUUGGUGUUUUUUUUUUUACUUGUAUAAUUAUAAGCUUUUGUUACAAACACGAAUGUGUGGAAUUUAAUAUGGUUACGAAAAUAGCUCUUCAAAGCAAUAAAAAUAAUGCAAUCAAAGUAUUACGAAUUAACUGUUCUAUUACACAGCAUGACUAACAAUAUUGUUUGGCUUUUGAUGUAAUUCCGCGUUAUUAAUGUAAGAUAUUUUAAUGACACCCUUAUUUUGUUCACACUAUUAGACAAAUAUGACAAAGAGCGCGCUUAUUUUGAAGGCCGGAAUGUGUUGUGUCUGUUGAGAAUGGCACUUGACGGUUGAUAUGCGUUGGGCGCAAGAAUAAACGUGCCUCUCGUCUUUUUUCACUCAGAACCUGUACGUAGAUCCGCAACCGGAUUGGCCCGAUCUCGUGGCGGAAGCCGAUAUUAUCGAUCUUCACAAUCCUGAAGAUUGGAUCGGGACAACCCAAUAGACACAUAUUAGUUUGAACAGCUACAAGCAAGAACCACCGAACAUUGACAGAUGGUAGCUAGAAGCACUACUGGCAAUGUAUAUGCAGUAAACAAUUUAUACACAAUCAUUGUUGAUCAAUCAAUGGCAGAACACAACGAGUUCCUUUUAGUGAAAGGACUGUAUGGAUACGAAUUUGAAUAAAAUCACAACAGUGAUUUUGUAGUUGUCUUGUGAUGUUUGCCUCUGUGACUGGCUUUGAAUGUCAACUUGUGUGCGUUGUGUGUGUGCUGUUAUAUAGAAGUAUAACAAAAGGGUGAUGGUUAUAGACUACAUAAGUAUAUGUUUGCUGUAUUCCAUAGCGUUCAGUCAGGAACCAUACCCAGACCUUUGUCUGCAGCUCUGAGGCAUCACUGCUACGCUAGCCUAAAAAGUGUAAAAGCCUUUUGAAUCUCAAGGUUGGUACAGUUGGUACAGUAUACAGUUUACUGUAUCUGCACAAAGUCAGAGCAGCCAGAGAGGCUGGUGCUCGCUUCUAAGGCCCAUCACAUUGCGACAGGUAAUAUAUUGUGGACAUGUUAUUGUACGCUUGUCCUUAAUGGACCCUCACAAUACCCAACGCUCACAGUCAACUGCAUCAAUGUAAAAUUAGCGUCAUUAGCUGUUAGCAGUUGGGUAGAUGAAAUUAAGAAGAUUAGUCAUUCUGCCUUGUGUUCCCUGCAGCUACUUCACCACAGUGCUAGUGUGCGUGUAACGCUCAGUGAGUCAACUCAGCAUUACUCAAGCAUUUUUAGACUCGAUUUCAGCACGUGUCGCAUAGAGAACACCAACAAUAUGGCCUCAAGUCACACUGAAUCAUAUCUGUUCACUUGUGCGUAUUUUUGUCACUCUCAAAUGUCAGCCUAACCAAAAUCAGGUUCCGAAAUUUUAAUAGUUACUCUGAGGCCUCACGUCUCGGCCUGCGGGGAACAAACCUGGUUCCCUGUGUUGAAGAAGGAACAGCAUAGGCUGACGCUAUAAACUCACAGAGGCGGUUGCACACUCUGCCGUCUAAACUCACACAAAUACAAAAGCUAGCCAUGUGAAAAUGCUGUGAUGGGUAUGGAAAGGACCCCAACAUGGCGAGCUAAACUGAACUUGAUUGGUUGAAGCGUGACUUCAGAUCAACACCAUGUCAUAACAACUGACAGAAGAGGGCUUGUAGCCAAAAACAGUUAGUGGGUAGUCUCGAACACUCCCAUUGGCUUUAAAGCAUUCCAAACGUGCAGUAGAAUGAAAUCCUGAAGGGAACAGGAAGCAAGAGGGUUUUCUGACGUGUCUGUACUUGUUCAACCACGCAGCCAAACCACUCGCGUGUCUUCAAGCAUUCAAAGUGUGAAUGUUUUGUGUUUGCAUGGCCCACCGCACUGUGGUAUGCAGUGAAGCAGGUUUAUGUGUGUCAAAGACAAAACGGAGAAGAAAUGGGCUAAAAAUGUGGAAUCCCGAUAUGAAAGACCGGACACACUUUUUGUGACUCUUCACUCUGCUGUGCAGUAAAAUAAAAAAUAAAAAUAAAAAAAAAAUAUCCAAUGGCACAGUACCUCGUUCGAGUAGUUAGCUGGUUUACUAUAUGUUGCAUAUUUUUUUGAUAAUGUUCGUAGUAGGGAUGUAAAUCUCUUGGUGUUAGACGAUUCGAUUCAAAUCUAGACAUACGAUUAAAAAAAUAUAUAUAUAUAAUAUAUAUAUACAGUAUUUAAAAAACAAUGAUUCGAUUCACUGUACAAACAAUACGAUUCCAUUACAUUCUAUGGUUAAUGUCUUCCCUCCAUCUAUUUUCUAUGCCGCUUAUCCUCAUUAGGAUCACAGGGAUAUGCUGGAGUCUAUCCCAGCUGACCAUAUACUUGUACAAGUAGACACACUCACAUGGACAAUUUAGAGUUGCCGACAUGCAAACUCCAUGCAGAGAUGCCCAAGUGGUGACCACUCGGCCACCGUGCGACCCAAUACAGUUGGAUGAUACCAGUCCCCAUGCACCAUGAGCCAGUGCUGCGACUAGCAGAGUUAGCCAGCUGGCAGAUAUUAAUCUUACAUUAUAAAAUAAAGAUGGCAAUUAUAUGAAAGUGGCAUUACAUACCCAAGCAUGCGCUGAUACUGUAUGCGCCUGUCAUCUUUUUUCACUCAGAACCUGUACUUCGUCAGUGCGCAUUGUAAAAUGGUCCUUACAUUAAAGCAGUAAAACACAACAAAACACACAUAUGAGUCGCGCACACACACACACACACACACACACACACACACACACACAGCUGCACUACCUCAACUAGGCGAACCGCGCUAGCUUCCGUUCACGCUCUGUAACAGAGGAGUUUCCAAAAUUUUUUGCAGCCGUUUCAACAUGUUUAGUAGUGUUUGUGCGGUCCAUAUUAUAAGGAACCAGCGGUUAGAGCGGCACUUACCGUGCGAGCUCCCUACACCGUGACGCAGCAGUCCAGGCACAGUGAGAGGGAACUACCACAGUAGCUACAGAGCCCAAUAUCCACCGUCCAAUGUGAAACUAAAACUUCAACACGGUACACAGCGGCCAUGUCUGCAUGGUGGUGUUGCUUUUCUUGUUCUUGCAGGUGGCGCGAGUCGAGUGGCAACCAGCUUUGAGGCACAACUUACCAUGUUGGAGUGUGGCUCAGAGUUACAAACGUGGUACGAUAACUGGAUCGGCCCGAUCUCGGGGCAGAAGCAGAUAUUAUCCGAUCUUCACAAAUACAGCGGAUCGGCAGCCGCUCCCGAUCCUGAAGAUGGGAUUGGGACAUCCCUAGUGCAAAGCCCCUUAAAUAAUUACACAUCUCUUUCCAGGACAGAAAUCAAAAUGUCAAAACAUUUCAGACUGAGCAUAGUGCUGUCAGCACUACAUUUCAAAGUAAUCAAGUUACCAUGCUCGCCUCUGUUGGUCUGGCUGGUUAAGUUUUGCACCCUUCCUGAAAUUAAUCCAAAGAUGUUCCAAACUUUGGCGUUCAAACGCUGGCUAGCUAGACGGCACGCUGGUGCUAGACGGCACGCUGGUCCUAGCCAGCUAACGCGUUUCACCGGCAGCACAGGCUCUCGCGUUUUGUAUAAGACACUGUCAACUGAUUGCUUCUUUUGUGAUACCCGGUGCAUGUCUCCACAAUCGAUUAAUCUAAAGAUUUAUGGCUGAUUAUUAUCGACAGGAGUCUUUUACUGGCACAUCGGAAUUGUUCGCUACUCAAACGACAUCCGGUUGCAUCGGUUUAUCGUUCACAUUCCCAGUUAGUAGGUGACAUACAUUGGACCACUUGAUGGUCGGAAAGUCCCUUCAUUAAUGUACACACAUACUCAAACAUACACAGGCAUAAAUGUCAGAUUAUGAAUUGGUUGAGAUAGUUCCACGUCUUAUUUUGUCAGAGGUUGACAAAAAAGAAAGCUACAUUGUGAAAUACUUCUUGCUUACCUUUUGAACCCACUCAUAUACAAAAUACUACAGAAUGGAAGUUGGACUACUACGACAGGUGUGAUGCUACAAGUGUGCACGUCUGAUGGCGCUCACAGAGGUCCAAGGAAUGCUCAGACACUUAAAAAAUUAGAAAAAAUUAGCGGGAACAUUGGCCAAGAAAUAGUGUUGUUUGAUCGUGGUCUGUAUAUGGUAGUUUUACUGGCCUUAAUCCCGUGUCUUAUUUUUCAACUGCACAUGUACUAGUCGGUGCAGCCAGUCAAGAAACAAAUUACUGGCUCUUGCAGUUCAGGAAAUGCACAAAUUAGUCACAGCACCACAUAAGAAGACCAGCUCUCAUUUAGCACACAAUAUAAAUGAAGACUAACUGCUUUUAAUGCAAAAUAUAUUUCCUUGUUUAAUGUACACUGAACAACGAACCAUUUGUGCACUGUCUCCUUCCUUCUGCACUGUACUCCCUGCACUGUGCAGGCGCUGUUCACAUGAGGCAUUCAAGCACACUGUGUAACUCUGAGAGUUAGGCAGGAGUGUAGUAGUAAUUAUUAUUCACAUACCCCCUACGGCAAUUAUUGUACCCCGUACUCCACUUUGGGAACCUAGGAUAUAGAGGAUCUUUGACAAGCAUUUUUUGCAAUAGAUCUUUAAACACAGCACAAGUGCUUCUGUCAUAUGGAGGAUCAUUGACGAGUGUAAACAUAUUGCUUGUGUUUUAAUGUUUGACUGACUUGAUUUAUGAAUAUACAGUAUUAGCCAUUAGUCAAAAUGAGGCCGGCACUGACAUGAUAUACAAAAUAAGAAUAAUAGUGAAGGUAGAAGUCCUGCCCUCCUGUUAUUCCUUAACUUUCUGAAAAUGUGGGCACCUGAACAAUUUUAGUUGAAUUGUCCUCCACUAGAGUCGCAUGGUAGUGCUUUGCUCAAGUGCACAUUCGUAGCUUUCAGAAAGUGAAAUGCUGUCUUUUUAGCAACCAUCACCGAUAUUGCAUACUCUUUGUCUGCAGGGACAGACUGAGCUAUUGCCAUCCCAAAGUAACUCUCCACUGGGAUGUAAUUAUUAGUCAGACAAAAUAAAUAAGUGUUCAGAUCCCACAAAAGCUCACCCUAAAUAUAGACUGUCACCUUAAAGCAUCUCCAGCAAUUCCUUUUCCAAUAUUAGCCCUGAUGCCUGAAGGUCUGCAGACUUCCUGCCACGCUGUCUAUCACAGUUGUCAGUCUGGUUGUGAUUUAUCUGCAGGUGAGCACCGGACCACCUGAUUGUUAUUCCACUGCAGACCCGCAGGCGCGACAGAUAAGCCUGUGCUGCUCUAUUUGGGACUGCCAGUAACUCUGCGCAUCUGUUCUUCUCCUCUACACAUUAACUUCCGCUCUGGCCUGAAAUAAGAAAUUAAGAGCAUGCUAAGCUGCACACUGAGCAGGCUGCUGAUUGGCUCGCUUCUGUGUGGCAUACUCUCGAGCCGGUUCAGUUGGCACUAUGUCAUGCGGGAUUUUGGCUUCACUAGUCGGCAUUUAUUGCCACAAAGGGAAUGCAGGGUUGUUGUGAAUUUAAUGGUGGCUACUUCAACCGGUGGUGUCCUAAGUGCAGCACGAGGGCCAUUUUCAGCCCGCAGCUCGUUUUUUGUUGGCCCUUGGCAUAUUGUCGCAAGUCGCAAGCUCUUUCUUUGGCAGGAGCCAGUCACGAGCUAUCAGUGCACUCAGAACGUACUUGUCAACCCAUUGGAAGUAAGUGGAGGUCAGUAUAUAUACCAAUAUACAAACAUACGUCUGACUAACGGUGUCAUCUUUCAAAGAACACUUUACUAACAGCACUAAAUUCAUCACAUAGCAACUUAAUACUCAAAAGGUCUGUACAAACAUGUCCCAACACGAGUUUAAAAAAGAAAGUGUUCCUAUAAGGCAAAAAAUUUGGUGGGUGCCACUUAUACACCGGAAUUUACGCUAUAUUAUUAGAUAUUUUGCUAAUUUGUUUUGUCACCUAUAACACAAAGCUAAGAUGUCAGUGUUUUUUCAAAUAUUGGUUCACAGCUUCUUCCAGUGGAGUACCCCCUGUGGAAUAUAUUCUAUAGCCAAGAACCCCCUAACCAUAGAAAAGCAUUUUUGGUGACGUAAAGAUGUAAAACACAGCGCUGAAGCAUCACUAUCCGAUUUAUUAACGAUUAUCAGUGCUCAUCUGUAGGGGUGUCAUGAGAUAUGGUACGUACGAUACGGGAGAUUGGAUCUACGAGAACGAGACAAGAUAAGAUUUUCACAAAAAUAUAUGACAAUGGAUUGCAAUUUACUAAUUUAAUUUACUACGUUACGUUCUUCUGAAUUCAGUGUGUAUGCUACCGGCCCCGCCUCCACCCACCGAGUCAAGAAACUGUAUGACUGACAAAAGGGCUCACUCCAUUCAUGCCGUUCUAUGGAACAAACAUGCCAAGGUGCUGAAACCAGUACACAGAGUGAAUUCUCUUCCUGCCUGUUUGGAGGCAGGAGACUAGGAAAACAGACAUAUAUUAUUAUUGAAGCUGGCAAAAUUAUUGAAUUCAUUUUCAAUUAUUUUCAAUUCAAUUCAAUUCAUUUUCACUAAUUAAUUUAUCAUCCCAGACCGAGUGCCCACGACAACAAGAAAUCUUGUCACGUUUUAAUUUUGCGAGAUCUUGUUGCACGAGAUCUUGUGAAACCCCUACUCAUCUGUAGUUGCUUGUUUUAAAAUAUUUGGAAAUAUAAGUACACAAUUAGUAACAUUAAAGCUGCUAUUUCCAGUGGUUUAGAGGGUGCUCGCGUUGGAACGAGCUGCAAGCAUUAUAUGCCGCCCUCUUCCUGGUCUGAUAAUGUAAGCUACAGCUGAUAAUGUAAGCUUGUUAAAUCUCAAGUACCACCUAGAGUGCCUUCACGUACCCCAAGUACCCUUAUUUGAGAACCAAGCAUAUACCAUAUUUAAUCCACAAAGUCUAUCAAAGUGGCCACCUGCAUCCCACAAUUUGUCUGUAUGCGGCCCUCGCUGGAAAAAGUUUGGACACCCCUGGCUUAAACUGUUAUGUCUUAAGGUACAUUUACGCAUCAAAAGCCCAGUUAAAUUGUUUGGUGAUGGCCAGUCUGCACAUAUUCUGCUCCGCAUCAACCUCGGUUGACACCAGAGCUCUACCUGGGCAGAAGCUAUUGCGCCACAGUGACAAGUGCUGCUCAGGCAAGUGUAGUCUUAACUUGUAUUGAGAUUCUCUGGAAAUGAUCUCUUCUGACUGUCUGUCAUAGUAAGGAUGUGAAGGCAUUCCUCAGGGCCGCUGGUGCAAAGGAACCAGAUGUUUGUGCUGUAAAGACCGUGUUAAUAAAAAUACCUUCCACAUCACCACUGCACAGACCAUAAAUACACAUGUAAAGUGUCCUCUUAGCAACCUUUCCUUCUGGCUUCUUGCGCUUUCAAUAAGCGCUACUUUGUCAGGGCCAGAGGUCACCGUCUUAAUGUCCCACUGCAAUUUUGUGCUUUUGCAGCUCAGUGUUGAUGAGGUGGUCAUCCAGUUGGCGGCAGAUGUCCACCAGCAGCUGCGUGCUAAUAUACUGAUCCUAUAAUGGUGUUCAGAGUCUUGCCAUGCAUUUUUAAUGAGCCAGUGUAGCCUUUAGUUACAUAAGAGGUUAUUUAGCCAUGGCUUUACUGCUGCAGUUGGUGAAACUCUGCGGUUUAAUGCCAGUUCAAGGGAAACCCUCCUUGUUUUAAGAAUGUGCUUUUGGGGGGGUUUCCCACUUUGUAUUUAAAAACAACCUCGAGAGGAGGAUGUGGUUAUGUGGUUGAAAUGAGAUAGCAGGCGUCCGCUGUCUUAACGGUUGAUUGACUGGCAGGACUUCCCCCUUUGAUUCGUCCACUCACUAGAUCACAUGUAUUGAGAUGAGAGUAGCCUCUAAAAUGCUGCACUGCAGUCAAUUGCCGGACAAUGGCAGUGAUCCGAUUGAGGAGGAGUAUUUUUAGUGUGGUCUCCAUACACGAAGAUGACUUUGCAGCUUACCCUCCACCAGAGACGGUUUCUUCGUCAGGCCGCGGACGCCCCGAGUCACCUGUGUACAGCAACCUGCAGGAGCUGAAGAUUACCCAGUCCACUGUCCCCCCGCUGCCCUCCAGCUCCCCCCUCCAGGUGCUGGGUGACUGGGAAACGUACAGGGACCAGAAUGGCAGACAUUUCUACUUUAACCGCUCCACCCAGGAGAGGACUUGGAAGCCCCCCCGGGCCAGGGACGCCAACUUGGGGAGCUCCCGAGGAGAGAACACCAGCCCUGGGGAGAGCUCUGAGAGCACUCCUCUGUCACUAUCGCCAUCUUUCUUUCCCUACCUGUCGCUCUCAAUCGGCCGCCUGGAGCCUCUGUCAUCAGAGGACACCUGCUUCAGCGCCUACUCUAGCCUGUCAGACAGUCAGUAUGGCUCGCCGCCCCGUGGUUGGUCGGAGGAGAUGGAUGAGCACGGCCACACGCUGUACGUCAGCGACUAUACUAACGAGAAGUGGUUAAAGCAUGUUGAUGAGCAGGGUCGGCCGUAUUACUACAGUGCAGACGGCUCCAGGUCUGAGUGGGAGCUGCCAAAGUACAACCAUUCCCCGCCACAGAUAGCCGGGGAUGCCCCAAAGACUCGUAGUCUGGACAGGAGACAGGUGGAGCCCAUCAUCUUGACCAAGUGGAGACACAGCACCUACGUCCAAGAGCCCAACGAGAAGGACGCACCUCAGAGCCCCAAGUCCCCCUCACCUGACUCAGACUCCAGCCCUUCUUCUCCUAAGCCCCCUAACUCUCCCUCUGAGAAAUGCGGUGUGCUGAACGUGACAAAGAUUACAGAGAACGGCAAGAAAGUUCGGAAAAACUGGACUUCCUCCUGGACUGUCCUGCAAGGAUCCACCUUGCUCUUUGCCAAAGGUCAGGGAGGUGGAACCAGCUGGUUUGGUGGUGGUCAGUCCAAACCAGAGUUCACCGUCGACCUGAAAGGCGGCUCUGUGGACUGGGCCUCCAAGGACAAGUCCAGCAAGAAACACGUUAUAGAGCUGAAGACCCGGCAGGGCACGGAGCUGCUGAUCCAGUCUGAAAAUGACGGCACCGUCAAAGAGUGGUACCGAGCGCUGCGGGACACCAUCAGCAGCCCUGUGAGGAACCCCACCCCGCCCUCUAUGGCGUGUGAGUCUGAUGAAGCCAUAGAAGAAGACAUGCCCGAGUCACCUGGCACAGAGAAGCAGGACAAAGAGAAGGAGAACAGAGACGCCAAGAAAACCAGAGCCAUGAAGACGUCUGCCAGCAUAGACGGCACCGACAACAAGAAGACCAAACACAAGCUGAAGAAGUUUCUGACUCGCAGACCCACCCUGCAGGCCGUCAGAGACAAAGGCUACAUUAAAGAUCAAGUGUUUGGCUGUAGCCUGUCCAGUCUCUGCCAGAGGGAGAACAGCACUGUUCCCACUUUUGUCAAGAUGUGCAUCGACCAUGUGGAGAACAACGGCCUGUGUGUGGACGGCCUGUACAGAGUCAGCGGAAACCUGGCGCUGAUACAGAAGCUGCGCUUUGCAGUCAGUGACGAUCAAAAUGUGAGCCUGGCAGACGGCAAGUGGGAGGACAUCCACGUGAUCACCGGAGCUUUAAAGAUGUUCUUCAGGGAGCUUCCUGAGCCGCUCUUCACCUACAACCUCUUCCACGACUUUGUCAGCUCCAUCAAGUUUCCAGACUACAAGCAGAGGGUCCAUGCCAUCAAAGAACUGGUCCAACAGCUCCCUGAGCCGAACCACGACACUAUGCAAGCUCUCUUCAAACACCUCAGAAAGGUGAUUGACCAUGGUGAGGAGAACCGCAUGACCAACCAGAGCAUCGCCAUCGUGUUUGGACCUACACUGCUGCGGCCCGAGAUGGAGACAUGGAACAUGGCAGUUCACAUGGUCUACCAGAACCAGAUAGUGGAGCUAAUACUCUUAGAGUACGAGAACAUAUUUGGCAGGUAGACAGCCGUGUGGGGAAAUGACCUCUGUUUCUCCUCAUCUGAACCCACCGGUGGUCACCGGUGGUGACCGACGCCUCACUGCUUUGGAACAUCUCAAGAACCAAAACCCAGCAUGGACCAAAAGCACUGUUUUUGUGCCCUUUUAGCACAGAAAGUCUUCCUGUCCCAACACUGGAGUCUUAAAAGAACCAAAAACCAUCUGGAAGAACCACUGCUCAAGAUCUUCUGCUUGGCUUUAAACUUGAACAAUAAGGGACAGACUGUUUAUUUAACUGCCAUCAUGAUUCCAUUGUCUCUUCAUCAGAUCUUUGAAACUUGAGUCUUAUUGUGGGAUGCCUGCAACACUCCUCCAUUUCACCAAAAAGGCUUUGAAGGCAUCAGCUUGAUAUCAAAAUGUUCUUCUCCGAGUUAUUUGUACUGUUUUUGUGCGUGUGAAGAGGGUGAGUGGCUUUAAAGUCAUACUGUACAGAGAAUAAAUAAGAGUACAUAACACUAAAAAGAAGAAUUAUAGGACCUGAAUCUUUUUUAAGGAUCACUGAGCUCAGCCGUCAACGUUUUAGCUGUCAGGUGAACGGACAAUUGCGUCAUCGUUAUUAAUUGUGCAACACAAAGCUCUGCUGGCUUCAUCAAACUGCAAUAAAAAAUCUCUAAUGACUCAUUUUAAUCACAAACAAAUGAUUUUAGUGUUUUAUUUAAUUGGUGCUUUCUUACUGACAUGACCUGUUGACUAGGGGUGGCUUAUUCUACAAAUGUUGGUA